AUGCAAUACCAGACAGAGUCGUGGGGAUCGUACAAGAUGAACAACAUGAGGUUCUGCAGCGUGGGGAUGGGGGACACUGGCCUGCUUCGCAUAGAGUCUCUUGCCUCGGAGAGUGCGGUGGUGAUAUUCAGCGUGAGCACUUGCUGUAUGUGCCACGCCGUGAAGGGUCUCUUCCGUGGGAUGGGAGUGAGCCCCGCCGUCCACGAGCUCGACCUCCACCCCUACGGCGGCGAAAUCCAGCGAGCACUCAUUCGUCUCCUCGGCUGCUCCGGCGCCUCUUCUCCGGGGGCUCUUCCGGUGGUCUUCAUCGGCGGCAAACUGGUCGGAGCUAUGGACAGAGUCAUGGCUUCUCACAUCAACGGCUCUCUCGUUCCUCUUCUCAAAGACGCAGGCGCUCUAUGGCUCUGA
Arabis nemorensis is the source of this 408-nucleotide messenger RNA. NCBI's taxonomy places the organism in Eukaryota, Viridiplantae, Streptophyta, Magnoliopsida, Brassicales, Brassicaceae. The record is from the annotation of a GenBank genome assembly.